AUGACUCCAGAUGCCUGCGUACAGUCACUGGCAUCGCGGCGUCCGAAUACCUCUGCCUGUCGGGAAACAGAAGUGGCUAUUGUAAGCCAUCUGAAAUGGCUGCAGAGAGGCUUUAUCACGGUGGCUGGACGCCUGCAAUUCGCCGAGGCCCCCAGCAGCUGCAGGAACCCGGACGGCGACGCCGCGCCCUGGUGCUACAUCCGAGGCGCCGCCGGGGUCCCCGAGCGGAGACCCUGCGACAUCGCCCCGUGCUCAGAUGCUACAGCUGCCACAGCCCCAGUCCCCACAGCAGAAGUUGGUACUUCUCAGGAGGUCAACCAGGUGUUUGAACCGGCCGAUACCUUGCCCUCCCGGAGCGAGGCAGCCGCUGUGCAGCCCGUCAUUGGGAUCAGUCAGAAAGUGCAGAUGAACUCCAAAGAAAAGAAGGACUUGGGGACACUAGGGUAUGUGCUGGGGCUGAUCAUGAUGGUGAUAAUCAUUGCCAUCGGAGCUGGCAUUGUCCUGGGAUACAUCUAUAAGAGGGGAAAAGAUCUGAAGGAAAAGCAUGAACAGAAAGUUUAUGAGCGUGAAAUGCAGCGCAUCACACUGCCACUCUCAGCGUUCACCAAUCCUGCCUGCGAGCUUGUAGAUGAGAACACAAUCGUGGUGCACACCAACCAGACGCCUGUGGAGGACACGCAGGACGGCAGUGGCCCGCUCAUGGGGCAGGCGGGUACUCCUGGUGCCUGAGCAGCUCGGGCGGGAGCGAUACAGGCUGAGCAAAGCCUCCAGCUUCCCUCUGUGAGUGCGGGGGUUGCGUGCGUUCAUUUCUAUUUUGUUUUCUUUUUGAUGAAAGCCAGAUGAAGGUGAUGCAGAGGGACAGAGCAACGGGCUAUUCAUCAUGAUCUGUUUGAGGGACACCAUUCAGUGCAUGACCAGCUGGGGACUGGUGUGGUGGACCCUGCUGCUUCCUCCCACCUAUCUCCAUGGCGUGCCAAGGAGCUGGGGGGGAUGAUGGGCCAGGCUCACAACUGGCCACAGAUCCCGUAGCCCGGAGCGUGCUCUUGGCUUCCUCUUUUUUCCUGUUCCUUUCCUAUUUAAUGGUGUGCACUGUUAUUAAGUUUCAGCCUGGAACCCCAGGAGGGAGCAGUACUGCAGGGACU
Molecule: messenger RNA, 1142 nt
Organism: Nipponia nippon (crested ibis)
Lineage: Eukaryota; Metazoa; Chordata; Aves; Pelecaniformes; Threskiornithidae
Source: RefSeq, a predicted model, not a curated record